This is a messenger RNA of Strongylocentrotus purpuratus (purple sea urchin), 855 nucleotides long. Its product is annotated as potassium voltage-gated channel subfamily KQT member 1-like. Lineage: Eukaryota; Metazoa; Echinodermata; Echinoidea; Camarodonta; Strongylocentrotidae. The transcript has 5 exons. Gene Ontology annotation, cellular component: membrane. Gene Ontology annotation, biological process: potassium ion transport; transmembrane transport. The record is from RefSeq and is a predicted model, not a curated record. Bases 1 to 855 code for a protein of 284 amino acids. Gene Ontology annotation, molecular function: voltage-gated potassium channel activity.
AUGUAUCCUUAUUUCUCUACCUGUUCUUUCCACGACCCGAUCCCGUUUACUGACAGGGGAAGGGGGUUUAGGGACGAGUUGAACCUUGACAUGUAUCCUUAUUUCUCUACCUGUUCUUUCCACGACCCGAUCCCGUUUACUGAUAUGGGAAGGGGGUUUAGGGACGAGUUAAACCUUGACAUGUAUCCUUAUUUCUCUACCUGUUCUUUCCACGACCCGAUCCCGUUUUUGUUCCCCGCUCAACUGGUACAGGAAAUAUUUCUGGUGGUUUUCUUCAGUUGUGAGUACGUGGUUCGGCUCUGGUCAGCAGGCUGCAGGCAGCAAUACCAAGGACUCAGAGGGCGUCUCAGGUUCGCAAGGAAACCAAUUCUUAUUAUAGAUCUUAUUGUAGUCAUAUCUUCUACUGCCGUAAUGUGCUUUGGAUCAGAAGGUCAAGUAUUUGCUGCAUCAGCAAUCAGGGGUGUGCGUUUUCUUCAAAUUCUUCGUAUGUUGCACAUAGACAGACAAGGAGGAACAUGGAGACUUCUUGGUUCAGUAGUAUUUAUUCAUCGGCAGGAGCUGAUAACCACAUUAUACAUUGGCUUCCUGGGGCUCAUAUUUACCUCUUAUUUUGUAUAUCUUGCUGAGAAGGAUCAUAUAGAUGCUAAGGGCAUUUGUCAAUUUGAGACUUAUGCUGAUGCUCUAUGGUGGGGUGUGGUAACUGUGACAACCAUUGGCUAUGGAGACAAAGUGCCCAAUACCUGGUUGGGCAAGAUGAUAGCUUCCUGUUUCUCAAUAUUUGCAAUAUCUUUCUUCGCUUUACCGGCGGUGAGUAUUGUAUACCUGCAAUAUCUUUCUUCGCUUUACCGGCGGUGA